Chinchilla lanigera (long-tailed chinchilla) is the source of this 2584-nucleotide messenger RNA. It is a transcript of the gene C3ar1, whose product is annotated as complement component 3a receptor 1. The transcript is spliced from 2 exons. Lineage: Eukaryota; Metazoa; Chordata; Mammalia; Rodentia; Chinchillidae. Bases 465 to 1898 code for a protein of 477 amino acids. Gene Ontology annotation, biological process: chemotaxis; complement receptor mediated signaling pathway; positive regulation of cytosolic calcium ion concentration. Gene Ontology annotation, cellular component: plasma membrane. The record is from RefSeq and is a predicted model, not a curated record. Gene Ontology annotation, molecular function: complement component C3a receptor activity; complement component C5a receptor activity; G protein-coupled receptor activity.
UGAUAGAGGUAAACAGCACCCACCAAGGAACAGAAAAUAUCAGGAACUGGGAAGGACGAGUGGUUCAGGGAAGUGGGAGUGUCCAGAAUUAGGGGAAGGAAAUGUCACAGAACCCAGAGAACAGCCUGUAAAGGACUCGGCGUAUCAAAUGACACAUCAUACAUUGCAGAGGAUGGAGCCACAGAAACAGAAGUCUGGGUAUGUUUCCUACAAGAAACUUCAGCAGAGCAAUGGGGACAGAAGACAGAUGACAAAGGGUAGGAAGCGAGCAGUCAGAACAGCAGGCUCGGAAAAAGGUAACAUUCUUGCAGAAGGAAAGCUAUGUUAAAUCAAGACGCUUGCUGGAUAGAUCUUGAGAGACUUAUGAGGCACAACACGCUGAGACAAAGCAGGAUGCCAGGCGGGAUACCAGCGUGGACAAACCAGCUGUAAAAGGUAUCUGGGGGAGUGGAAGAUAUUUAGCCAUGGAGUCUUUCUCUGCUGAGACCAACUCAACUGACCUAUACUUAGAGCCUCAGUAUCAACCCCAAACUAUUCUUGCCAUGGCCAUUCUUGGCCUCACUUUCAUCCUGGGGUUGCCGGGCAACGGGCUGGUGCUGUGGGUGGCUGGCCUGAAGAUGCGGCGCACCGUAAACACAGUCUGGUUUCUCCACCUCACCCUGGCAGACUUCCUCUGCUGCCUCUCCCUGCCUCUCUCCAUGGCUCACUUGGCUCUCCAAGGGUACUGGCCCUAUGGCAACAUCCUCUGCAAGCUCAUCCCCUCCAUCAUCAUCCUCAACAUGUUUGCCAGCGUUUUCCUGCUGACUGCUAUUAGCCUGGACCGCUGUUUGCUGGUGCUCAAGCCAAUCUGGUGCCAGAACCAUCGCAGUGUGAGAACCGCCUGCGCUAUCUGUGGAUGCAUUUGGCUGGUGGCUUUUGUCCUGUGCACACCUGUGUUUAUGUACCGAGAAACGUCCACUGUGGACAGCCACACCGUGUGUACCUACAAUUUUGGCCCCAUGCCAUUCGACUAUUCGGGCGAAUAUGCCUACGACUCAGAUGCACUGGACCACGACACCCCUGACCCCACUAUCCAGCUGCCUGGAGAAAUGGAGCGUAGCUCGGAUCCUUCCGCUUUCCAAACGCAUCAUCACCCUUGGUCAGUCACCACCCUCGUUCAUUCUCCACCAUCUCAGCAACCUUCUGAAGAUUCAUUCCGCAUGGGCUCUACGAAAUUACCCAGUCAGCUUGAAUCCGCUGGUGUGGGCUCAGCCGCAGCCCUCUGUGGGCCUCCUGCGGAAGAGAACGGGACUAACACGUUGAAUAACUCUGCUCUUCUUUCCACUGAUUUAGACCUCUUCCCCUACGCGUCCCGAAAUUGCUUGUCCACACCUGAGCCAUCACAAGACUUUGAGGAUUAUUUAAACCCAUUUGCGUAUGAACAGCAAGUGCCAAUACCUUUGAUGGCCAUCACCUUCACAAGGCUAGUGGUGGGUUUCCUGCUGCCCACUAUCAUCAUGAUGGCCUGCUACGCCCUCAUCGUCUUCCGGAUGCGACGGAUCCGCAUUGUCAAGUCUCGGAACAAAGCUUUUCACCUGGCCGUGGUGGUGGUGACUGUCUUUCUUGUCUGCUGGACUCCAUACCAUGUUUUCGGAGUCCUCACACUGUUUACUGACGUGGGCAGUCCCUUGGGGGAAGCUCUGCUGUCCUGGGACUGUGUGUCCAUUGCUCUUGCAUCUGCCAAUAGCUGCUUCAACCCUUUCCUUUACGCCCUGUUGGGGAGAGAUCUUAGAAGGCAAGCGCGACAGUCCAUGAAGGGCAUUCUGGAAGCAGCCUUCACAGAGGACGUCACAAAGUCUACUAGUUGUACCCAAACCAAAGCCUUUUCAGAAAAAGACAGCUUCAGUACCAAUGUGUAAAAAUGCAGAGCUGACCUAAAAUGUUCCGAGGUAAAUAUAUAUAUAGAAGAAGGAGGGAUAUGGUAAUCAGAAACUAGUCAUCAAUCCAGGUGUUCUCAGCCAAGGAUUUAGCUCAGGGGCACAGCGCCUGCCUGGCGAGACCAAGGUCCUGAGUUCGAUUCCCAACACCAAAAAAAAAAAAAAAAUUCAGUUGUUCUCACAGUGUGGGCCUGGACUACAGGCAUUAACCUGACCUGGAAAAUGUUAGAAAUGCAAAAGCUCCAUCCCAGCCUUGCUAAAUAAAAACCUCUGGCUACUGGGACCUAAGUGUUUAAGGGGCCCUGUUGGUUUUAGUUAAAGUGUGAUAUUUCCACAUAUGCAUCCAGCAUACACUGAUCAAACCCAACCCCUGACCUUGCCCCAAACUCCAGUAAUCACUGUUCUAUUUUGAGGGGUGCUGUUUUCAACUUCCACAUCUAGGAAAAUAUGCAGUACUUCUCUUUCUGUAUCUGGUUUGUUUCACUAAACAUAACCCCAUCUGUUUUCCUGCAAAUGAUAGGAUUUCAUUCUUCUCCAUAGAUGAGUAAUACUCGUGGUUUGUAUUUAGCACACUUUCUCUGUUCAUCUGUUGAUGGCCACUUAGGCUGAUUCCAUACCUCAGCUACUGUAAAUAGUGUCCCAAUAAACUUCCCUUGAUUUGUAAAAUA